Molecule: messenger RNA, 4095 nt
Organism: Chaetomium globosum CBS 148.51
Lineage: Eukaryota; Fungi; Ascomycota; Sordariomycetes; Sordariales; Chaetomiaceae
Exons: 4
Coding region: 1-4095 (1364 amino acids)
Source: RefSeq, a predicted model, not a curated record
AUGUCCAAGAUCGACCCUAGGGCCUCAUUUGGGCCCGACUCUCCUCAUGACGAUGAGAGCGAUGACGACAUUUCAGUUACAUCCACAGUAACGGGGCAUGACCCCGACCAGGAAUUCGGCGUGGAGAAUAUCCUAGCCCAGCGCCUAUUCGAGGAUGGCAACAUGUACUACCUCGUAGAAUGGACAGACUUUCCAUUAUGGGAGAGCACUUGGGAACCAGAAUCCAAUAUCGGCGCCGAUCUUAAAGCCAUUUGGGAAGAGGACAAGGCCAAGCAUGCCACCGGCGAGCUGAAACCCUUCGAUGUUCGUAGGUUUGAGGACGCGCAGAAACAGGCGAAGAGUGAGAAAAUGGCGCGUCACCGCCGCCGAAAUCGAAAGCGACAAAGGUUGGGCUUGAAACUCACAGAACCGUUCGACAAGGAUUCCAGCGACGAGGAAGCCGUGGAGGAGGCCGGGAUCGAGGCUAUACUCCCAGAACCUGCGCAAGCAGCGCGGCCUCAAAGUCAGCAGAAGAAUACAAAAGAGGUCUCUAGCUCUGGGGUUGCGGUUACCCCUGCUCCAACACCGGUUGUUGGUAGUUUUCAGCUGCCGAACGAGGUCAAGCGGACCAGGGGCACGGCUCAGGAACUACCAACAGAAUCGUCCUCGGCUAUAAGCACCAAGAGAAAACAAACUGCACCCCCAUCUCCGCAAAACACAGGUUACCAGGGGACCGCCAGGCCCACGAGAAAAGUUCCUGCAGAUGCAGUGCCGAAAUCAAAAACGAGGCCGACAAUUUCCAUACCAACAUCAGCCAGGCCAAUUACUUCCAACACCCGUAGGACUCUGACGGCUAAGAAAAGCACAACACAGCCAACGGGCAAUAUCUUUACGAGUGGCAAAACUAGGAAACCCCGGCCCAGUCUUAAGGAUACGAUGUCUGAUCCAACGAGAGAGCCGAAGUUGUUUGCCAAACAUCGCCAGGUUAGACAGGCCUACCUGAGGGGCCGCGACAAGGAAGACAUUGCUCCUGAUGUUUCACAACUUGAUCUGCUCGACCUCCGCAGCAAACAAACUAUCAGCAGACAGAACUCAGGGGGCUCAGUCUUGAGCCCUACUCAGGUACUUUCUCCACAGCAGGAAACUCCCUCGCCAUUAGAACCUCCACAAACACGGAUGUCUGCUCUGAUCAGCCCAAGGUCGACUCUCGCAGACUCGGGAGCGCCACGGCCGAAGAAAAAACGAAAGUCUGUACGGUUUCUGGACGAUGAUGAAGACCAAUCUGUUAUUGUUCAAGAACCGGAACAGAUGGAUAUUGAUGGCCCUACCAUCCGAGAAUCUCCGCAAACAUUCCAUCCUCCUCCUGGCCGGCAAAGACUCAGCCCGGACCUGGGCUGUUGGACGCCGCCGAUUCAAAGCAACCAGAGCUCGGACAAAGAGUUGGUGCUCGGCCAGUCUUCAGUAAACGUCACCUUCAAUGGCCUCCCUCGAGAACCAAUGGACCAGCGACCAUGGCUUUCGGAUUUCUUGGCGAAAAAGUCCCUUGAAUUCAAGCAUACUUGCUUUUCAGAGACGGCCGCGGCCAGGAUGAGCGGCCUGGUGCAAGAGCAACUUGCUAGCGGGACAAUUGUGUCGAAAGAGAAUGAACGUUCUCUGGGGCGGAUGUCAGAAAACUUAACGGCUGGCUUGCUGGCCCUUUAUUAUGGCCAACCAGAGUACAAUGUCUUGAUUUACCCGACGAAAUGCGACGAGUGGAAAGCAAUUCUUCCUGGCUUACAACCCGCGAGCCCAUCUGAGGAAACCCUAGGAUACUUCAUAUUCGCCUCCUCAGGAAACCUCGGGCUUGUGUUGCCGCCAACGGCCCCUCCCCCGGCUUCUCGAGUGGGUCUUGGGGACUCAGAGAUAAAGUCCGAAUACAAGGGCGAUGUCUCGGCACGAGCGGUGUUGAUCAAGCGGCUUUUUAAUUUCGAUUACGAGAAACUUCUUCCGAGAGCGCUGCUCCAGAGACCACCUCACGAGCAUGCCUUUUUCCUAGCGAUCCCAGGGUCCCAGAGGGAAAUCGGACAAGCACUUUACCACUGGCUACGCAGCAAGAACCCCGAAUGCCAGGUCUAUACGAGCCACGACGCAGGAAGCUGGGAUAUCUUUAGAUCCCGAGCCGAAAGCAUUCCCGGCGUGCUAAUCAUCCACGAGAUGCUGGCAUGGAGCUUGCGCCGGUUUCCGAAUCUCUCGCGAUAUCUCAUCACGAGAAAUGACGAGUAUUGGUGUAUCUCCGAGCCGGUCCACAAUCCGCCCCUCUACCCGUCCAUUGCGAUACCUGACUAUCCAACGCCCUCCGAGGGUAUACAGCUUGCACGCCUGUUCCCGUACCGCACAGCCAUCUUGAUCACGCCAAGCUUCCUGGUGUCCGAACCCCGGCGCUCACUCGAAUUUUUCAACUGGUUCUCGCAAUGGACCGGGAGGUUGUACUACCGCCUCGUCACCGCCUACAAUAUCCACGAGUACCUCUCAGAGUUGGCUGACGAGAGGUACCUGGCUCGGAAGGAGCUGCUGAACUCUCCGAGCGAUAUGCAGUUCGACGUCGAGGCAAAUCUCCAUGGACUGAGCCGAGAGGACUGCAGCUGCCGGCGCGAGGUAGCUAGUUUGGCUGCUGGACUGCACUGUGAGCGGAUGAUACAGGCGGGGCCGUUUGCCCAUGAUGAAGACAACAGUCCCGUCGUCUAUGCCGACUCAUCGAUCGAUCCGAAUGAUGAACAGAGUCUAGUCAACUGGUUUGGUUGGUGGGCCACACUGCGAGCUGACCAGUUCCGCAAGUUCCACGUUAUCGGGUCGAGCCAGACAAUCAAGAUGCCUGGGUGCAAGAGAGGCGAGCGGCGGGUUCGCAUACCGAAGUACUCAAAAGUCACGUUCAAUGAACCCGAUGCGGUUUUGGAAGUCAUCCAAGAAAGGAACGACCAAGUUGAGGCGUCAGGAGUCGAUACAGAUAGACAUGACGGCAGCGUGCAGACCGUUCGCCCCGCCCGGGGCGAACAUGGUUUUAACCAGGGGCGUUGGGCGUUCCGAAGCAACCUCAUCAAAGUGGAGGACACGGCCUGCUUUGCUGCUUAUCUCAACAGUCUAACUUCUUUGAACGGCAGCAAAGCACAAUGGGGCCUGUACAAGUUUCCUGUCUCUUGGCUAGACUUGGAAAUGGCGGGGUAUUUCGGCGACCACAGCUCCAGGUGGCGUAGAAUUUCGGAGUGGUUCAAGUUUACCUUUCCCUUUGCAGGUUGUCAAGGGGACGGCGGACCUUCCAAACCGCUCUUCGGUUACAAUACCUACGCCGGCAUCUUCUAUGCCCCAUCGACAAGGAAUGGGACCCACCUGACACCGAGCCUCCAUUGCUACCGUAGGAACGCCACCCCUGGAUCUCUAUUACACGGCCGGUCAACCCGCAUACUCCAGCAAAUCCAAUAUGUCAAUAUCCACGGCGAAGAAAAGAAAUUCGACCAGCCCGAGGAGGACGCCCCCAUGGACCUGGACAGCUCCUCAGUCAGCGGCGACGAAGACGCCGGAGCCGAAGAAGACGACAACACCCGCGUCAUCUUCCACCCGCCCCGCGGCCACCGCUGCCCCAACAGCAAGUUCCAGGUUGGUGGCGCGUUCCGCUCACGCUGCAUCAACCGCCUGUACGAGGAGGCCCGGCUGGCGAAGGCGCGGGCCCGGGAGGGCGGCGACGGCUCCCCCCCGACGCAUAUGAGGUAUGCGUAUGUGCCCACGAUGGAUUGGUACCGCGAGCAAAAGACCGAGGGCAGGGCGUUCGCGCAUGUCAAUGUGGAUUCGUGGGAGGCGGUGUUUGGGUUGUUGAAGAUUGGGGCGGGGAAGAAGGAGGGGGGGGGUGCAGAUAGGAGCGCCCCUGGCAGUGGUGGGCAUUCGGCUGGUGGAGGAGGUGGCGGUGGUGGGUGCAGUGAUUCGGGUGGGGGCAGAGGUGCGCGGGAGAGCUGGGCUGGGAGUGUGGUUGGUGGUGAAAGGGUACCGGUCGGGUCCCGGAUAGGAAUUGGGUUCGUGAGUGCGUUGGAGGGUGUGGUACGGGAGGGAAAAGAACGGAAGCCGGCGUUGUUCUGGUCAACUCGAUGA